Molecule: messenger RNA, 1187 nt
Organism: Octopus sinensis (East Asian common octopus)
Lineage: Eukaryota; Metazoa; Mollusca; Cephalopoda; Octopoda; Octopodidae
Product: sodium/hydrogen exchanger 9B1
Exons: 7
Coding region: 1-999 (332 amino acids)
Biological process (GO): proton transmembrane transport
Cellular component (GO): membrane
Molecular function (GO): antiporter activity
Source: RefSeq, a predicted model, not a curated record
AUGUGUUUCUCUGUUGACAGAAGUAUUAUCAGUUCAGCAUCGCCAUCCAUCAUACUAACGCUGCUGCUUCAGAUAAAGAACCUGCCACAUACCAACAGCUUUCAGUCGCAAAUUGCUGCUGCACUCAUUGUCAACAAUAUCUUUGCUGCAGUAAUUGUUGCAAUCACGUGGUCCACAGAAAACAAUGCAGCAAACAUCAUUCUGAAACUAUUGGAACCAUUUGGAGAAAUUCUUGUUGGAGUUAUUGUAGGAAUUCUUCUGUGCUACAUUCCACCUGAAGAUUUUGUUCACAAUUUAUUCUUCCGUUGUGUCUUUCUGGUUGGUUCCAGUGCUGUGGUAUUGUUCACCCUUUCUGCCAUUCACCAGACAUUUGUUGGUCACCUUGCUGUCCUCGUUCUCAGCUAUGUAGCAGCCUGGGGCUGGAAGAGAGGACUUAAGAACAAUCAGAUGCUCUUACAUAAAUUGGACACCAUACUGAAUACAUUCUGGCUAUUUUGUCAAACACUGCUGUUUGGCCUCAUGGGAUGUGAUGUCAACUUGUCUGUGAUCAAUGGCAGAAUACUUGGUUUUGUAUUUGCAUGUUUGUUCACUGGUCUCUUAGUGCGGCUUGUAAUAUCGUAUGUUGUGAUGAUCAGGACCCAGAUCACCAAGAGGGAACGUGUCUACUGCAGUUUGGCUUUGCUACCAAAAGCUGAAAGUCAGGUUCUAGCUGCAUAUAUUCUACAAAAUGCCCUUGAUCUAGGGGAUGAAACUCUACAACCCUAUGGUUAUAUAGUUUUGAAGAUGACGGUGUUGGCCAUCCUUUUAACUGCACCAUUUGGGGCCACUCUGUUGCAUUUAGCAGGACGCUACCUCUUGAAGACCCCAAUGGAGAGCAGUGAUGAGAGCAACAUAGCACUCGUUACAAGAAGAAAGUCAUCAGAAGAUUCUGUGGAAUCGUUAAAUGGAGAUGAUGUGACUUCUGAAGCUGAACAACAGUUUAUGGAUAUCAGCUUGUAAUAACUUUUUUUUGUGUGUGCAUAUGUGCAUGCAUAUGUAACUGGGAGUAUUCGUGUGUGUGCAUGCAUGUAUGUGUGUGUGAGAAAGAUAGAGAGAGGAUGUGUAUGAUUUUGUGUGAAAUUUUUUUAUGCAUAUGUGCAGCCUUUUCCAGGUAUGACAAUAAAAGGUGUGUUUAAAAUAGUUUGGUG